UUGGAAUAAUAAUUGUGUUGAACUAUUUGUGUGGCAAAUUACGUUCUAAUUGUAAUUAAUUUUUUCGUAAUAAAAAUUUAAUAUGUUACAUUUGAAACCAGUUAUAAUUUUAAUAUGUGUUUUCUCCAUUAUUUUAUCAACAAUUGCACAAGAAGAUGUUGUUGUAAAGAAUGGUGACUGUCCGCCACCAACACAAGUUGGAAUUUGUCGUCGAACGUGUUUUAAUGAUUCACAUUGUGCGGGUAUUGGAAAAUGUUGCCCUACAUCGUGUGGUGGAUCAAUUUGUACACGACCAGUAACACGGCGUGCGAAGAAAGAAAAAGCGGGUGUAUGUCCUGAGAAUCCUACUGGCCGUUGGGUGUGUACGAGUACAUGUGAAGCAGAUUCUGAUUGUAAAGGACGCCUCAAAUGUUGUACAAAUCGUUGUGGAGCUCUUGCGUGCCAAAAACCUGAAGAGGAAGUUACAGAAUAUUAAUUAUAUAAAAACAUAUAAUUCCAAUAAAAAUU
Messenger RNA from Chrysoperla carnea, 507 nucleotides. Its product is annotated as waprin-Phi1-like. Bases 83 to 475 code for a protein of 130 amino acids. NCBI's taxonomy places the organism in Eukaryota, Metazoa, Arthropoda, Insecta, Neuroptera, Chrysopidae. Gene Ontology annotation, cellular component: extracellular region. The record is from RefSeq and is a predicted model, not a curated record. Gene Ontology annotation, biological process: innate immune response; antibacterial humoral response. Gene Ontology annotation, molecular function: peptidase inhibitor activity. The transcript is spliced from 2 exons.